AUGGAAGAGGUCUUUUGGAAGCAAAAGUCAAGAAAUUCAUGGAUAGAAGAAGGUGAUAAGAAUACUAGUUUCUUCCACACGUCGGCAAAUGAAAAGAUUAGAAGAUCCUCUAUUCAAUCUAUCAUCUUAGAAGAUGGAACUGUCAUAACAGAUCAUGGGGAAAUCAAGGCGGUGGCUGUGUCAUUUUUCCAAGAAUUAUUCCAGGCGGAAGAAGUCUCAUCCACGUCAAAAUUUAUUCAAAACAUCCUGCAAUGGCUAGAUCAACAAGAUAACGAUGCUUUAUUAAUUCCUCCCUCAAUGGACGAAGUGUUCGCUACUAUCCAAUCCAUCCCCACGGACGAAGCCACUGGCCCAAAUAGAUUCUUGGCAUCUUUUUUCGCUUCUAGCUGGAAAAUUGUUAGAGUGGAUAUUCACAAAGCUAAGGUCGCCCUGAUUUCCGGGGUGCCUCUUCCAAGAGAGCAAGGAGCUUUCGUCCAAGGAAGGUACAUUGCGGAGAACAUUACUCUCACCCAAGAAGCGAUGCGCGAGAUAGAUAGAAAAGCCAGGGGAGGAAAUCUUAUCCUUAAGCUUGAUCUUGAAAAGGCUUACGACAAGAUCUUAGAAGCUUGUUGGGGUAAUAAUUGGUUUUCCAUUCUUAUCAACAACGAAGCUACAGGGUUCUUCAAAUCGUCUAGAGGUCUUCAUCAGAGCGACCCUCUAUCCCCGACUCUAUUCAUCAUAGCUAUGGAAGCUUUUUCUAUAAAUUUGCAAAAGCUGAUCCGUCCUUCUCAUAGAGCUAUGAAGAACUUCCUGCAUAUCUUCCAAGCAGCGACAGGUCAGAAAAUAAAUUCUAGCAAAAGCAGUUAUAUUGGUCCAUCAAAAUGGACGUCAUCCAGAAAUAGAAACACAGAAAGGUUGCUGGGAUUUGGCAGAGCUAGGGAUGGUAUGCAAUACCUAGGGGCUCCUCUUACGAGAGGAAGGAUUAGAACGGCUAGUUUUCAGUUCUUGCUGGACAAGGUCAGUAAACGGAUCUCCGGUUGGGUGGCCAUGCACAUCUCCCAGGCUAGUAGAGCUACUCUGAUAUGCCACGUUUUGGGGAGCUACCCUAUUCACAUCAUGGCUGCAUUGCACAUACCUGGGCAGGUAAUUCAAAGGUUAGAAAGUAAUUUUGCUGAUUUUUUUUUCUGGGGAUGGGCUGAAGGGAAGAAAAAGUUUCAUUGGCUUACUUGGAAGAAAGUUGCCAGACCAAAAGAGGAAGGAGGCCUAGGGAUCAGGAACCUUAGGGAGGUCUUGAAUGCCUUGCGUAUGAAGCUGGCAUGGGCUGUCAAAUACGGAAACAACCAGGGGCCAUGGGUCAAGCUGAUGCGCGCCAAACAUGAAAGAGAAUUGCAGGACGUCAUUCCAGCAACGGUGCAGCGGAAUUCAUCCCUUAUCUGGAAGAAAAUUAGGGAAUUUCUUCCAACAGUUCAAGAGCACACUCCAUGGACUGUCGAACACGGUGAUGCAAACAUCUGGAAAUACAACUAG
This is a messenger RNA of Magnolia sinica, 1506 nucleotides long. RefSeq lists its product as uncharacterized. The record is from RefSeq and is a predicted model, not a curated record. Bases 1 to 1506 code for a protein of 501 amino acids. Lineage: Eukaryota; Viridiplantae; Streptophyta; Magnoliopsida; Magnoliales; Magnoliaceae. The transcript is spliced from 4 exons.